AUGGCAGUUGAUAUUGUCAACGAUCAGCAAUUGAUACCAGUGUUAUCAAAUUAUCAUUCCACCAAUUAUGUGGAUGCAUUAACUUAUGUUACUAGCAAUAAUAAUCAUAUUAACAACGAUAAUAUUGAUGAUAUUGAUAAUGAUGAUAACGAUAAUGAUUUAACUAAUAUGCAAUGGAAUUAUAGAACAAUACCAAUUAUCAAAAGAAGGAAACGUUUUGCUACAGCUCAAACAUCACGAUGGGAUAAGAUGACAUCGGACAAUGUACUCAAAUUAAAAUGGUUCAUCAGUAAGUACACACGUGAUAUGCCUCGUUCUGAAAUCAGAUCAGUAAUCCGGAAAUCAUUUACAAUGUGGUCCACUCAAACAAUUAUUAAUUCAAUGCCAUCCGUAAAACUUCAAUUUGAGGAAGCUUUAUAUGAGGAUGAUGCUGAUAUUGUGAUCCUUUGGGCAGAAGGUGAUCAUGGUGAUGCAUAUAAAUUUGAUGGUACCGGUAAUCAUACCAAUAUUUUAGCUCAUACAUUUUAUCCAACAUAUCAGGAAGAUGGUCAUUUAAAUGGUGACAUACAUCUUGAUGAUGCAGAAAAAUGGAUUAGUGAUAAUCGAGGUGAUGGUACUUCAUUUCCUAAUGUAUUCAUUCAUGAAAUUGGCCAUUCAUUAGGAUUGGGUCACAGUAAACGCGCAGAUGCUAUUAUGUAUCCAAUUUAUAAGAAGGAUAUGAUCGAUAAUGCGUCAUUUGAUUUAGACGACAAAUGCGCUUUAAAUUGGAACUACAUUGGUCCUACCAAUUUAUGUUUAUUUGUAUGGUUAAUGUCUGAAGUGCUACCAAGACAAAUUGAACAUAAAAUGAAUGAUUAUACUUCAGGAGUAGAUUUUAAUAUUAUUCAAAGGUUAACUAACGAUGAUGAUUCGCAGUCUAAAAUAAUUACUCUUAAGGAGCAAUUACAAGGAUCCGGUAUACCAUUAUGUAAUGAUAAUAAUAACGUACGUGAAAAAUUUGAACGUCUUUUAGAAAAGAAACUUGAUUUCUCUAUUCGACAUGCUUCUGAAUAUGGCAAUGUGAUGUGUAACUUUCUGGCUGGCUUACGAAAACGAUUGGAUGGAGAUGGUAGUGAUAAAUUGUUUGAUCAAGCAACUUUACAGGUUACAUCGAUCAAUUAUCUAAGAAUCUUAUCACAACCGUUGCGAUUUCCUUUGCGACGAAAGCAGCGACGUCUUCAUUCAAAACGAUCAUUUAAUCGACAUCAUCGUUAUGGUCAACUAUCGUCGUCCAUUCCUGCUAAUUCAAUUUUUCAUUCGGAAUUUUUCACCGAUGAUUUUUACAAGGAAUUUUUAAAAAUUUAUGUGCAAUAG
Molecule: messenger RNA, 1353 nt
Organism: Brugia pahangi
Lineage: Eukaryota; Metazoa; Nematoda; Chromadorea; Rhabditida; Onchocercidae
Source: the annotation of a GenBank genome assembly